UACAAACAAAAUAUUAGCAGCACAUAUAAAAUUCUUUAAGACCAUCACUGUGAAUUCAGGCGCAGAGAGAAUGUGAUUUAGGGAUGAAUUCGUCGGCGGUUCGAAGCUCACAGCACGCAGGUGACGAUCUUUGCCACACAAAUUGGCUUUGCUCAGCAUUUCUUAGGUUCGCUGUUUGCAAAUGACAAUCCAGCUUCACGGGAUUUGAGGAGGUAAAGACAGCUGAAAGAUUAAGGAAGGAAGGAUUCGAUUUUAUGUGCAAUAAUUGCGUUGCACUGACACUGCCCCUGCUGCUGUGCUCUUAAAUGUGUACAAAUAAAUUGGAGUCACGGAAAAAAUAUUUAUUAAUCGACGUUUAGACAAGCAGCCGGACUACUGUUAUUCAGAUCGGUAUCCUCGUCAAGUUUUCUUAGCAGGUAAGUGGUUGGGGAAGAGCAAAGGAUAACAGAAAUUCAAAUCAGUUGAAUGGUUCGUGACUGCAGAAAUCAAGUUUUCUCAUGACAUGUAAUGGCUUCUCAGAUAGAAACUUCCAACCUCUCGGCAAACAUAUGUGCGAGCAUAAAAUAUGACAUCUGAAUGCAUUUCAUCCCUUUCCAGAUUUGAUGUCUGCUUGCAUUUUUGGCCUCAAAAGUGCAGCCUGUAUGUUGCAUAAGCUUAAAAUAAUGUUUGGGGGCUUGACAGGAAAACCAUUACCUUGCUUAUGCAUUCUUGCCUUCUUAAUACUGUCCCUUUUCAUCACAGCCCUUGACCUGAGAGGAUACUUUUCUUCAGAGCCUUCCAUUUUUCCCCACUCUUCUCUUAUUAAACAGUACACACCUCCCAAAAAUAGGAUUUCUAAUGCAGAAAAAUGUGACUUGCCACUGAAGGUUUACAUGUACGAAUGGCCCCGCAGAUUCAACCUUGGAAUGCUGAAGAAGAAUUCUUCUGACCCACAGUUACCAUGGACAAGCUCUAAAAUGCCCCCUUGGCCUCAUAGGUCUGGCCUUAAAAAACAGCAUAGUGUUGAGUAUUGGAUGACGGUGUAUCUUUUAGGUCAGUACAUCGGUAAUGAGAGAGAAAGAGCAGCAAUUAGGGUGAAGGAUCCUGAUCAGGCUGAUGUCCACUUUGUCCCAUUCUUUGCUUCACUUAGCUUCAAUUCUCAUGGGCAGACCAUGAGAGAUCCAGAAACAGAGAUUGACAAGCAAAUGCAGAUUGAAGUGGUAGAUAUGCUAAAGAGAUCAAAGUCAUGGCAGCAAUCUGGAGGUCGUAAUCAUGUAAUUGUCUUACACCACCCAAAUGCAUUCCGAUUUUUAAGGGAUGAGGUCAAUUCAUCUAUUUUUAUAGUAGCAGAUUUUGGGCGGUAUCCAAGAAGUGUUUCAUUUCUUCGAAAAGAUGUUGUGGCUCCAUAUGUCCAUGUUGUAGAAACAUAUAGGAACGAUAAUUCUUUGGAUCCAUUCGAGUCACGUCAAAUGCUUCUUUUCUUUCGAGGAAGGGUUAGACGAAAAGAUGAAGGAGUUGUGCGCUUGAAGCUAGCAAAGAUUUUGGGCAAUCAUAAACGUGUUAUUAUUGAAGAUAGUGUAGCAUCAACCGAAGGAUUUGAAGCGACUAAGAAAGGUAUGCGGUCGUCACGCUUCUGUUUGCACCCGGCAGGUGAUACUCCUUCAUCAUGUCGCCUGUUCGAUGCUAUUGUAAGCCACUGUGUUCCUGUUAUUGUAAGUGAUCGAAUUGAACUUCCAUAUGAAGAUGAAAUUGAUUACCAGGAGUUUGCCCUAUUCUUUUCGGUAAAAGAAGCACUGAAGCCUGGAUAUUUAAUAGAACAGCUUGAAAAUUUUCCAAAGGAAAGAUGGUUAAAGAUGUGGAACAAGUUGAAGCAGGUUGAGCACCAUUUUGAGUAUCAGUAUCCACCUAAAAAAGAUGAUGCUGUAAAUAUGCUGUGGAAACAGAUACAUCGCAAGCUUCCUUCUGUUAACUUGGCAAUACAUCGAACCAAAAGGUUGAAAAUUCCAGACUGGUGGAGAAAAUUAUGAACUUGUUGACAUGGUAUUGCAGGUUGUAAUGUUAACAAAAUAUCAUGUUUGUCAUCUUGGUUGGAUUGUUAGAAUCCCAUCUGAAGAACAAGUACUCAAUGAGAUCAUUUUUCAUUUUGCUUUGUUCUCCUUCUAUAGCCAUUCAUUAGAGCAGAUAGCUGUGGACGUUGGUCAAAAGCUGCAUUCAUAGAUGAAGGACAAAGUGAAAUGAAAAUGAAAAUUGUUUUUUAUUUGAGUAAACCUAUUCAGGUGAGUGGAUAUAUUAUAUGCCACCUGAUCGGCAUCUAACAUUUUUAACUGGAGUACUGGAGUUUGGAGCAGAGUGAUGAGGCAAUUGUAAGAUUUUAGAUUUUGAGCUUGACAUGAUACUGUAAAAUAUCCUAUUUUCUUUUGGAUUCAACCAUUUCCAACAUGAAAAAUAGCUCUACUGCUUUAGAUUUGUACAUUCUAGGCUGCUUCUGUUUUGAUAAUCAAUCAGGACUGAUGGUUUGGCCAAUAUAUGGCAGUGAUUUCUGAGUAUCUUGAGAAGAAUAUUGGUGUGCAAUAAAAUGCAAACUUCCUGUA
This is a messenger RNA of Cryptomeria japonica (Japanese cedar), 2570 nucleotides long. RefSeq names its product probable arabinosyltransferase ARAD2. The record is from RefSeq and is a predicted model, not a curated record. Gene Ontology annotation, molecular function: glycosyltransferase activity. NCBI's taxonomy places the organism in Eukaryota, Viridiplantae, Streptophyta, Pinopsida, Cupressales, Cupressaceae. The coding region runs from base 603 to 2006 and encodes 467 amino acids. The transcript has 6 exons.